Messenger RNA from Pipistrellus nathusii (Nathusius's pipistrelle), 564 nucleotides. NCBI's taxonomy places the organism in Eukaryota, Metazoa, Chordata, Mammalia, Chiroptera, Vespertilionidae. The record is from the annotation of a GenBank genome assembly.
AUGGCCAAUAACACCACAAGUUUAGGAAGUCCAUGGCCAGAAAACUUUUGGGAGGAACUCAUCAUCUCCUUCACAGUGUCCAUGGCCAUCGGGCUGGUCCUCGGAGGACUGAUUUGGGCGCUGUGGGUCUGUCUGUCCCGAAGAAGAGCGAGUGCCCGCAUCUCCCACUGGAAUUCAAGCAGGCGAUCCAGGUCUUCCUACUCCCACGGCCUCGCCAGGCCCGGGUUCUACCGCCACAGCGGCUAUGAGCGCCGCAGCAACCUCAGCCUGGCCAGCCUCACCUUCCAGCGGCAGGCCUCCCUGGAGCUGGGCAACUCCUUCCCGAGGAAAUCCAGCUUCAGGGCGUCCACAUUCCACCCGUUUCUGCAGAGCCCACCCCUCCCCGUGGACACGGACAGCCAGGUGAUGACUCUCCCCGCAUCCCCGACCUCCCCGGCCCUCCUCACCGCGCAGAGCCUGAGGCGCCCCGACUUCCACUGGUCCAGCAGCAGCCUCCCCGUGGGCCUGGCCCCGCCACCCCCGCCCACCUACGAGUCCAUCAUCAAGGCGUUCCCAGAUUUCUGA